AUGCGUUCUGCAAGCGGGAUCAAGCUACCGCAGACACUGCUAGAACAGAUACAGGGGGAGGCAUCCGAACGCGGUGGACACGGCCACGGACAUGCGCGUAAGCCUAAGCUCUCGCGCAAGGAAGCGCGUAAACAGGACCGCGCUGAAAAGAAGCAGCGCAAGGCUUCGUAUUUUACCUCACAUGCGCAACUUAUCUCGCAACCCGGAGCGAAGCGCCCAGCCGACUCCAGCCAUGAACAUCCCGAUUCACCAGUACGGAAGAAGGCUCGCAUUGCUCCACAAAACUCUGCAAGUGCAACGGUCACCAAAACCUCCACAGUCCUUCCGAGCGCAGUGCCAAAAGGAAAGGCAUCUGCGGCCACGGAGCCCAGCAAGCGGGAGCCAUCUGCGUUACAGAAACUAGCUAAUCGUGCGACCUCCAUGCCGGUACCACGCUCGCAAACCGAACGAGAUGAAGAUGCUCGGAUAGCGUAUCUGGAGUCCAAACUGGGUAUGAAGAAGGGCGCGAAAAAGGGAGGCGGAGGGUUCGAGGACGAUGGACUGGAUGAUCUACUUGAUGGACUGGACUCGAUCGUUGGUCCAGGUCCGGGUCCAUUGGACUCGGAAUCCGAAUUCUCCGACGAAGAGGACGAGAACGAGGGUUCGCUAGAUGGUUCGGAAGAUGUCGACGACGGGCUGUCUAAUGGUGCGGCCGAUGCGUCACUAGAAUGGACCGGAUUCGCGUGGGAAGGUGAAGAAGCACCCGCAUCCCCAAACCCUGCCACGCCAGCACCAGGGCGAUAUGUGCCUCCCCAUUUACGAAAUAAGGCCGCCAGCGCCGAUGAGACUGAAGCCAUAGCCAAGCUCACGCGCCAGCUCAAGGGUCUACUCAAUCGAUUGAGUGAACAGAACAUCGCCAAUAUAUUAGACGAGAUCGAGGAUUUGUAUCGGAAGCACAGACGGCACGAUAUGACCGAAACGCUCACGAACCUGCUUGUCAACGGCAUUACCUCUCAUUCAAGCAUGCUGGAUUCAUUCGUGAUACUCAACGCUGCCCUGAUAUCUGCGUUACACAAGAUCGUUGGCGUCGAGUUCGCUGCAUUCGUCAUUCAGAACAUCGUCGCAAAGUAUGAGGAGCAGUACUCGGCCUUAACUGCGUCGGGAGAAGCAACGGAUGUACCCGACGAAGCAAAGGGGAAGGAAUGCUCGAAUCUGAUCAUCCUUCUCUCCGAGCUAUACAACUUCCAAGUUAUAUCCUGCGUCCUCAUAUAUGACAUCAUCCGGAGUUUACUUGACGGCGACCUUGCGGAAACGGACGUCGAGCUACUUUUGAAGCUCUUACGAAAUUCUGGACAGCAGCUACGGCAGGAUGACCCUACAGCGCUGAAGGAUAUCAUCCAAAUCGUGCAGAACAAAGUAGGCGCGAAUGAGAGCUCAUCGAGCUCGCGUACGCGCUUCAUGAUCGAGACCCUGAUCAACUUGAAGAACAACAAGACGAAACAACGCGCCGCAGCGCAGCACACUGGUGGUGACUCUGUCGAGCGACUGAAGAAGUUCCUAACGGGUCUUGGCAAGAAGCGUCAUCUAAUGGCUCAUGACCCUUUGCGAGUAUCGCUCGCAGACCUGCAUUCAGCCGACAGCCGGGGAAAGUGGUGGCUUGUCGGUGCAGCAUGGGGAGGCGAUCCUUUGGUCGACCAUCAGGCGAAACAACAGCCUCAGGCGGACAGCGCAUCUACGGCGGUAGCGGAGAAUGCUUUGCUGAAGCUCGCGAAGAAACAAGGCAUGAACACUGACAUACGAAGAAGCAUCUUCGUCGUCUUGAUGAGCAGCGAUGAUUACAUGGACGCGUGCGAGCGCCUUGCCCAGCUCAACUUGACGGAGGUCCAGCAGCGCGAGAUAGUCCGUGUGAUUUUGCACUGCUGCGGCAACGAGAAAACCUAUAAUCCGUACUACACGCUCGUCGGCCAACACCUCGCCAAUACAGCCCAUUCGCACAAGAUCACCCUCCAGUUCUGCCUGUGGGACUUCCUGCGAGACCUCGGAGAGACUUCCGUGGGCGGCGCUGAACUCAUCAAGUCGCUCGGUGAAGACUUCUUCGGCGGCAGCGACGACAAAGUCUCUUCCUCGCGAAGACGCAACGUCGCGCGCGCUUACGCAUGGUGGAUCGCACGUGACGCCAUAUCGCUCACUGUACUGAAGCCGGUGGACUUCAUCGCACUCAAGCCCACGACCCGACGUUUCAUGCGCGACUUGCUCGAGCGCGUUUUGUUCGACACGCAAGCGCGUUCGCCUGCACUCGCUGCUCGGGUGCAGGAGUUACCGCCGAAACGGGACCGCACGGCCGUCGAGACUGUCUUCCUGAAAGCCGCGCGGGUUCCGGCUCUUGCUGCGGGACUGGCGUACUUCCUUGGGGAGAUGGACAAGGCUCGCAGUGAGGAGAGCGAAGAGGAUGCGUUUUACAAGUGGGCUGGAGGCGUGGCCGUUGAGACGCUUCGUAUGGGCACGGAUAUCGUAUCAUCGCUGUGA
Peniophora sp. CBMAI 1063 is the source of this 2505-nucleotide messenger RNA. Lineage: Eukaryota; Fungi; Basidiomycota; Agaricomycetes; Russulales; Peniophoraceae. The record is from the annotation of a GenBank genome assembly.